CUGUCCACUCAUUUCCAUUCCAUGCUUGCGUCAAUUUCGACACCAAUGCAUUUCUCGCGGGUCCUACUAUCGCGGACAAAUCUCCUAAGAAUCUCUGUUGCGACGACUAGCUUUACAACCGAGGCAUCCAGCAUAAUCGGCAGCUGUAGCUUCUCCCAAACCCUAGCUAGAAACGGCUACCCGAAAAGGACCCAUCAGCAGCAGCAGCUUUCGUCAGCAUUCUUCUUUCCUACUCCUCCGCUUCCCCCCUUCGCACAGCAAGCGCGUCGCGAUUUCAGCUUCUCGGCUGCAUCGCCGACAGUGUUGAGAAUGGCGGAAUCGACGGCAGCAGCGGGAAUUCCGGAAACGUCGGCGGCGGGGCCGGCAGAUGCUCGCGAAGGGAGAACCACGAUUGGUCCUGCAGAUGCGUCGUCAGCCGUGGAUUUCCUGAUGAUGAUCCAGCCGCUUAAGACGUUGAAGCGCACAGGAUGGGUGAAGAGAGGAGUGCAGGGGCCGGAGUCUAUAGGCGACCACAUGCACCGGAUGGCGAUGAUGGCGUUUGUGCUGGCAGACGUGAGGGGAAUCGACAGAGAGAGAUGCGUCAAGAUGGCAAUCGUGCAUGACGUGGCAGAAGCCAUAGCGGGCGACAUCACACCAUCAUGCGGAGUGGAUAAGGACGAGAAGUACCGGUUGGAAAAGGAGGCCCUGGGAAAGAUGUGUGAUGCCUUGGGGCCGAACAACAGGGCAGCAGGCGAGAUGCUGGCUCUCUGGGAGGAGUACGAGGCGAAUGAGAGCAGCGAGGCUCGUCUGGUGAAGGACUUUGAUAAGCUGGAAAUGAUUCUGCAAGCGCACGAGUAUGAGCAAGCCCAAGGAAUGGAGCUUCAAGAAUUCUUCGAUUCAACAAAAGAUCGAUGGCAGACGGACGUGGGAAGGUUAGUGGCCGCUGAUAUUGUGGCCAGGCGGAGUAAAGGAGGGAGGUCUUGAGUUUGGUCAAACAUAGUGCCAACCGAGUCAUUCAUUUGUUACAGGUCCAUUUCAUGUUUGGCAUGAUAUAAGUCUCAGAGUAGCGAAUUAAAGCGAGAGGUUAUAAUAGUGACCCAUCUUUCUAGUUGGGCCCAACUUGAUUGGGACCCUCGAACAGAUAUAGGGGGGACAAGCGAACGGGCAGAAGAAAACGUCGUUUCGGACGGGCAGUCACUCAGCAGCAAAAGAACCUGCCCGCGCGACAAAUUUGAAUAUGUGGACGCGGGUGUGUUUAUAGACAUAAUACUAGCUAGCACGCCUCGUUGGGGCUCGUUUGUUACCGUAUUUUGUUGACCUCGAUUGGUUGCGGUUCAGUCAAACUCAAAAGGUUGGACACGAAAUGG
This is a messenger RNA of Closterium sp. NIES-67, 1346 nucleotides long. Lineage: Eukaryota; Viridiplantae; Streptophyta; Zygnematophyceae; Desmidiales; Closteriaceae. The record is from the annotation of a GenBank genome assembly.